This is a messenger RNA of Annulohypoxylon truncatum, 1693 nucleotides long. RefSeq lists its product as uncharacterized. Gene Ontology annotation, cellular component: plasma membrane. NCBI's taxonomy places the organism in Eukaryota, Fungi, Ascomycota, Sordariomycetes, Xylariales, Hypoxylaceae. The transcript has a single exon. The coding region runs from base 278 to 1468 and encodes 396 amino acids. Gene Ontology annotation, biological process: peptide modification; carbohydrate metabolic process. The record is from RefSeq and is a predicted model, not a curated record.
ACUUAUAGCAAUUGCUUGAGGCAGCUGCUACCUGAGUACAUGAUAAUUCCAAAAACUAUAAAACUAUCUAGGUACCGGAAGUUCUUAGGACAAUUCUUUUCCUAGGACAACUCUUCUACUACGACUACCUGUUUCACUCACUCGCUCAUCAGCUGAUCCUCAUACCACCACGUACUCUUCAUCCGGAUACUUCUUACGGACUUGGGGACUACUUACCACACAUCAACUUACAUUCCUAUCUUUCACUUGGUCUUACUCGGACUCACCUGACGACAACAUGGCACCUCCACGCCGCUUCAUCGUCAAUGAUGACGAGACUCCGCGGACCGUUGACGCCAAUAGAGAACUCUUAGCCAGCCUUGACCGGAUCACAACGCACUGGCCCCCGGUCCAUACUUGCUCCACAGGAUGGAAGUUUCAAGGUUUCUACAACGGACCAACCUCAAUCGCCUAUCUAUUCUACCGCCUAUCUCAAAUCUUCCCCGAUAUGGAGUUCAAGCAACAGACCCUCCUGGACUGGUCCGUAGCCUACCUCGCCCUAGGCGCCCACCGGACUAAGAAGGAGCCUUACUCGACCGACUGUGGCAUCACAAACGAGACCCUGGCCCAUCUCUCCCUCAGCGCGAUCAUGGAUCAAAACACCAAUCUAGUCCGGGAGAUCUGCUCCUUUGACCAAGACUGCAACGACAGACACCUCACUGGCUCCGACGAGUGGAUGUACGGACGCGCCGGCUACCUCUAUUUCCUGCGCUUAUGCAAGACCCUGGUCAACGAUAUUGAGACUCCAGAAUCUAGCACGGCGACCCUCCUCGACAAGACCAUCCAGAACACCAUGGUCCGCAUCCUAGCCAAUUCUCCGACACACUACUGGCACGGCAAGGAGUACUUCGGCGCCGCCCACGGCACUGUCGGCAUGGUCACGCAGCUCAUGCUCUCGCACCGGCUGAUCUCGUUCGGCGUACACACCAUACUCGAGCGGGUCCUCGACCGACAGUGUCCUAGCGGCAACUUCCCGCCCACGGCGCGGACACAGUACGAAGACUUCGAGCUCCCGCCGGAGGACCACUUAGUCCAGUUCUGUCACGGCGCGCCCGGCAUCAUCAUCGCGCUGCGCUCGCUGCUGCCGCACUUCCCGAAUAACGCGGCGGCGAUGCGGGACAGGGUCGAGGCCGCGAUGGAGGAGGCCGAGAAGGACGUCUGGAAACGGGGCCUGCUAACGAAGAACCCGUGCUUGUGCCACGGCAUCGCGGGCAACGCUCUAGCCCUCAGCCGGGACAACCACGAGAGGUUCCUGCACUUCCUGUCGUGGAUGAGCACGGAGGAGCUGGAGAAUAGGGGCUGGUUGGAGGAGGAGAAGAGGGCUGAUAGGGCUGCCGGCUUGUACACGGGCGAGGCGGGACGGGCUUGGGCUUGGGCAAUCGCGGUGAGCAACGGACCGAGAGUGCUUAUCGGGUUUAAUGACUUGUGAGGUUAGCGGAAAGCGGGUGAUGGUCUGGGACGGAUUCGGAGUGGUUGGUUGGUGAGGGGUAAGGGUAAAAGAUGAGGAUGGGAGAUCGGUCUGAGGAAGCUGGAGAAGGGCAAUCUCCUUUCGGGGUACCGGAUAUAACAACACCAGCGAGUAAAGGUAGCUGAGACUCUAGAUUUCCCCAGAUGCCCUCAUUUCUAAUGAGGUUAUGGGUUAUGAAUUACGAAU